Molecule: messenger RNA, 3225 nt
Organism: Epithele typhae
Lineage: Eukaryota; Fungi; Basidiomycota; Agaricomycetes; Polyporales; Epitheliaceae
Product: P-loop containing nucleoside triphosphate hydrolase protein
Exons: 25
Coding region: 1-3225 (1074 amino acids)
Molecular function (GO): nucleic acid binding; ATP binding
Source: RefSeq, a predicted model, not a curated record
AUGUCAACCAUCCCGCGCAAAAGAGUCGGUGACUGUACUCCAAGCAAUCCCGGAGGCAGCAAUCCCACCAAGAAGCCACGAGCAACCAAAGCGCAGAAGACCAAGAAAGCUCAGAAGCAGGAGGAGGCACCAGAGUGGCCCGAAUACUUCCAUCAUUCUUUGAACACUGUUCUUGCGUUCUGCUCGUCAAGGAAGAACCUCGCCAUUACAUUUCCCGUCGUCCGGACGUCCGUAGAGGCCCUGCUGCAUGGGCCACUGGAACUCGAAAAAGUGGCCGAGUUCAAAGCAUUGCUACCGGAGACUGUGAAAUUUGCGUACACCCCACGAGAUGAGCUGAAGAUACAUAGUACCCAGCAAGGGAGCAGUUCUCGUCGUGAACGCUCCCCCGACUUCUCUGCAUUCCAAAACAGUGCGAAAUCAUCGGCGUCACGAGUGAACGAUGUAGACCUAGACGAGCACGUUCUAGUGUUAGACUUCAUCGACAACUCCCGGGGGAAGAAACCUUCAUCGAACGCUGGAUUUGCGUACGCUCCACUCCCUGCAUUGACCCCUGCAGCCACUAAGAAGCUGGUUGAGAGGCGUAAUGGUCGCUUCGUCGAGGCUGUCAACGAAUUACUGAGAGCCACACCAGAAGGAGACGACCCGGUCGCUCUGCUUCAGGCCGCUGCGCGAGAUCAACUGCCCGUCCACCCAAACACUCGUCUCGUCCCAGGUGCCAGCCAACCCACUUCCACGGGCCAGUACAAAACGGUCCCUGCGCCUGAGGAAAGACCAUCGAUAGACCAGGUCGUCGAGGAGCUCCUGCAACAAGAAUGGUACAGGCAACAGAUCGCAUAUCAGCGCACUUUUGACGCCAAAGAAGGCCACAUAGCUUCACUCGACCCACCUUUGUCCGAUGAGAUUGCGCAGGCACUGCGAGAUUCUAGGAAGAUUACUUCGUUGUACACCCAUCAAGUUGCCGCAAUCCAAGCAUUAUCUCGAUCUCAGCACGUUAUAGUGUCAACGAGCACUGCAUCGGGGAAGAGUGUGAUAUACCAGGUCAGUCUUUUGUUCAAUGGACAGGUACCAUUGUUGUGCUUUUUGCAGGCGGAACCACAGUCCACAGCUAUUUUCAUCUAUCCAACGAAGGCGUUGGCACAGGACCAACGGACCGCUUUGGAGCAACUGCUCUACUCAUGUCCUGGGCUUCAACACAUCAAAGUAGCUACCUACGACGGUGAUACGCCUCAAGAACUGCGCCCUGUGAUCAGGGAGAGUGCUUCCGUCAUCUUUACUAAUUUUGAUAUGCUUCAUGCAUCCAUACUCCCUCAUGAAGACACGUGGCGAAGGUUUCUCAAGAACCUGAAAUUGGUGGCCGUCGAUGAACUGCAUUACUAUCAUGGCACGUUUGGGAGGUCAAAGUCUCUUGCAGAUCACCGCGUCCGAUUCGUCUCGUGCAGUGCGACUAUAUCCAAGCCUGGAGAACACAUGAGACAUCUGUCUGGCAUACAUCAAGUUGAAGAGGUCACCGAGGAUGGUGCACCGGCCGGCCGUAAGGACUUUUUGGUAUGGGAUCCACCGCUGAAGGAUCCAAUGGAUGAGAGCAUGGGGAAAGUCAGUUCCGUGGGCGAGGCCACGCAGCUGAUGAGAUUCCUCAUGGCAAGAGGAGUGCGGGUGAUUCUGUUCUGCAAGAUCAGGAAAAGUUGCGAGAUGGCCAUGAAAGCUCUUCGGCAAGAACUUUCCGCUGACGGCAGACUGGAUAUUUUGGAGCGGGUAAUGUCUUACCGUGGCGGGUAUUCACAAGAGGAUCGCCGGCGGAUAGAACGGGAAGCUUUCUCCGGGAACCUUCUUGGUAUAGUCGCAACCAAUGCUCUAGAACUUGGCGUCGACAUUGGGGUGCUGGAUGCUGUACUCAUGCUCGGUUUUCCCAUGGGCGGUCUUGCAAGCUUUCGGCAGCAAGCAGGGCGCGCAGGGCGUAGGGCACGGGACGCUCUUACGGUUUACAUCGCGGACACACUCCCUAUCGACCAACAUUACAUCAACAAUCCCGAACAGCUUUUCGACCGAGGAACAGAUGACCUCGUCGUCGACCUCGACAGCAAGAUCGUCAUUGAAGCGCACUUACAAUGCGCCGCUCACGAGAUGCCGCUCACGGACGAAGAUGAGCAAUAUUUUGGUCCCAACAUGAAAGAAAUCUGCGAAGCUAAAUUACACAAGGAUCGAGAAGGAUGGUAUCACACCCAUCACCGAUAUCUUCCUUACCCGUCAAAGCAUGUAUCUCUGCGAGGUAUUGAGGACGAGAAGUACAGCGUUGUGGACGUGACCCGAGUCGGCAGACCCGGAGGCAACGCUGUCAUGUUAGAGGAAGUCGAACUUUCGCGCGCGCUAUUCGAGAUUUAUGAGGGCGCAGUGUUCAUACAUCAAGGCUUAACCUUCAUUAUACAAGAAGUCAGCCAUGACUCCAAGAUCGCCAAGCUCGUGCGAUCGGAUGUCAACUGGACCACAGAGCCGCGAGAUUUCACCAAUAUCGAUGCGCUUCAGACGUACCGUAUCAGAGAAAUCAAGGACUCACCUCAUCGUGCGUUUUACGGACGUGAGCGACACGUUGAUUUUGUUGUCAUCUAUCUGCUGAGUGUUCUACCAUCAUCCCCAGGGGUUGACAACAGAGCGAUUAUCGAUUCUGUCGAUCUCGAUACCCCUCCGUGGCAGCGUGAGACCGUUGGCAUGUGGUUUGACGUCCCCAAAUCCGUCCUGGAUCUCAUGCGCGAUGCGGGCAUUAACCCGGCGGAAGCCAUCCACUCCGCUCAGCACGCAUACCUCAACCGAUACCCGCUGGCAGCGGAUCUUCGCACGGAGUGCAAGGUUCCUGAGAAAGAGUACAAGGCAACGGAAUCAGCGCGCAAGCGUCCUGCUAGACUGAUAUUCUACGAGCCAACGGGAAAGGGCGGAGGCGUGGCAGUCAAGGCAUUCGAUCACACAAAUGAUAUUCUACGCGAUGCCCACGAUCGGGUCGAAUCUUGCGAAUGCAAGGACGGAUGUGCUGCUUGCGUGGACAGCCCGUCGUGCAAGGAGGGCAACGCUGUAUCCUCGAAAGCGGGCGCACUCAUCGUCCUCAAGGCUCUGCUCAACCGCCCCAUUGAUGUCGAUCUCCUCGCGCACGCUGCAGAUUCGAAUGACGCGUACGAGACAGUUGUUGAGGCCAUACAGGUCCGCACAGCCGAAGGCGUCGCAGUUGAGCCCACAUGA